GUUCACCCCCCUCCGCGCUCCCCCUCCUCUUCCUCUCCUCUUCCUCCUUUCCGUGGCGCGGUGCGCAAAGCUCCAGCGCCGGACUGGAUGCAGUUUUGUCAGUCCAAAAACGCUGCUGGAGAUCUCCAAAGAAAUAGGAAAAACAGGGGGAGGGAAAAAAAAGACAAGAAGCCAGACAUGGAUAUUUAAAUGCUGUCAAUUCGUCACUCAGUUUUAUUUUAUUUUUUGGGUGAUGAUUUCUCUCUUUACAUGUAGAUGUUGCUCCUGCCCCGCGAGCGGUUAAACGAGAAGCGGCUGCUUCCAAUGACUCCAAUCAGUUUUUAACCGCUACAAGAUGAGGAUUUCUUCCCGACGCUGGGUUUUGUUGAUAUUUUGGGGCUUGUGGAGACUGUCCUUGGCUGCUUUCCCCAGCAGUGUCCAGAUCGGCGGCCUGUUUAUCCGAAACACGGAUCAGGAGUAUACUGCCUUUCGUUUGGCCAUCUUUCUGCACAACACCAGCCCCAAUGCCUCGGAAGCGCCCUUCAACCUGGUGCCUCAUGUGGACAACAUCGAGACGGCCAACAGCUUCGCCGUCACCAAUGCCUUUUGCUCCCAGUACUCCCGAGGUGUCUUUGCCAUCUUCGGCCUCUACGACAAGCGCUCGGUGCACACGUUGACGUCCUUCUGCAGCGCCCUGCACAUCUCCCUCAUCACACCCAGUUUUCCCACCGAGGGCGAAAGCCAGUUCACCCUACAACUACGGCCGUCCAUCCGUGGGGCCAUCUUGUCCCUGCUGGACCAUUACGAUUGGAACAAGUUCGUCUUUCUCUACGACACCGAUCGGGGAUAUGCCAUCCUGCAGGCCAUCAUGGAGAGGGCGGGGCAGAACAACUGGCAAGUGAGCGCCAUCUGCGUAGAGAAUUUCAACGAUGCCAAUUACCGACGGCUCCUGGAAGACCUGGACCGGAGGCAGGAAAAGAAGUUUGUCAUCGACCUCGAGGCCGAGAGGCUGCAGAACAUGCUGGAACAGAUCGUCAGCGUGGGAAAACACGUCAAAGGUUACCACUACAUUAUGGCCAACCUGGGUUUCAAGGACAUCAAUCUAGAGCGCUUCAUGCAUGGCGGCGCCAAUGUGACAGGCUUCCAGCUGGUGGACUUCAGCAAUCCUUUGGUCAUCAAACUGAUGCAGCGCUGGAACAAGCUGGAUCAGAGAGAGUACCCGGGCUCUGACACGCCACCCAAGUACACUUCGGCGUUAACAUACGACGGAGUGAUGGUGAUGGCUGAGGCUUUCAGGAACCUACGCCGGCAAAAAGUGGACAUUUCCAGACGAGGGAAUGCCGGCGACUGCCUGGCCAACCCGGCCGCCCCCUGGAACCAAGGCAUCGACAUGGAGCGUAAUCUCAAACAGGUGCGGCUGCAGGGAUUAACAGGUAAUGUCCAGUUUGACCACUAUGGCCGCAGGGUCAACUACACAAUGGACGUGUUUGAGCUGAAGAAUAAUGGACCUAGACGGAUCGGGUACUGGAACGAUGCUGACAAACUGGUGCUGAUCCAAGACUCUCCGCUCCUUCCCAAUGACACGACCGGCAUGGAAAACCGCACUGUGGUGGUCACCACCAUCAUGGAGGGUCCUUACGUGAUGCUCAAGAAGAACUGGGAGAUGUACGAAGGCAACGACCAGUACGAAGGCUACUGUGUGGACCUGGCGUCCGAGAUCGCCAAACACAUCGGCAUCAAGUACAAGAUAUCCAUCGUGCCCGACGGAAAGUACGGCGCCCGGGACCCGGAGACGAAGAUCUGGAACGGCAUGGUCGGGGAGCUGGUGUACGGGAAAGCGGAAAUCGCUGUGGCCCCUUUGACAAUCACGUUGGUCCGGGAGGAGGUGAUUGACUUUUCCAAGCCCUUUAUGUCACUGGGCAUUUCCAUAAUGAUCAAAAAGCCCCAGAAAUCCAAACCGGGGGUGUUCUCCUUCCUGGACCCGUUGGCCUACGAGAUCUGGAUGUGCAUCGUGUUCGCCUACAUCGGCGUGAGCGUGGUGCUCUUCCUGGUCAGCCGCUUCAGCCCGUACGAGUGGCACACCGAGGAGCCCGAAGAGGGCACCGACGGUCCGCCAAGUGACCAGCCCCCCAAUGAGUUUGGCAUCUUCAACUCCCUCUGGUUCUCCCUGGGCGCCUUCAUGCAGCAGGGCUGUGACAUCUCGCCCAGGUCGUUAUCCGGUCGUAUUGUGGGCGGGGUGUGGUGGUUCUUCACACUUAUCAUCAUCUCGUCCUACACGGCCAACCUGGCCGCCUUCCUCACGGUGGAGAGGAUGGUUUCACCCAUCGAGAGCGCAGAGGACCUGGCUAAGCAGACGGACAUCGCCUAUGGCACUUUGGACUCCGGGUCCACCAAGGAGUUUUUCAGGCGCUCCAAGAUUGCCGUCUACGAGAAAAUGUGGGGCUACAUGAGGUCGGCCGAGCCCACCGUAUUCACCAAGACCACAGCGGAGGGCGUGGCACGCGUGCGCAAGUCCAAGGGGAAGUAUGCCUUCCUGCUGGAGUCCACCAUGAACGAGUACACGGAGCAGCGCAAGCCCUGCGACACCAUGAAAGUGGGCGGGAACCUGGACUCUAAAGGCUACGGUGUAGCCACACCCAAGGGUUCACAGUUAAGAAGCGCUGUUAACCUGGCCGUGUUAAAGCUCAAUGAGCAGGGCCUCUUGGACAAAUUGAAAAACAAGUGGUGGUACGACAAAGGAGAGUGUGGCAGCGGCGGCGGUGGCGAGAAGAACGCCGGUAAACCUUGCCGUUUUGAAACUGAGCGAAGCGGGCGUCUUAGACAAACUGAAAAACAAAUGGUGGUACGAUAAAGGGGAGUGCGGACCCAAGGACUCGGGAAGUAAGGUCAGUCCAUCAGGACCCUCCCCUUUGUUUUUGUCUGUCUUUGUGUACGCUUUCACGGGGCUUCCGCACAACGCUGUUGCGAUGUAACGACACCGAGCACUUAAGAGGGCACUCAAACUCAUUGGUUGCCAUUGACGUCGCAAUCCAUUUUGACUGUGAGGGAUGAAUGAACGGCAAUGGACAGUCAAUCUUUCCAGUUUAAAUGAAUCGGACGUCUAUCCUUGUCAAUGGCAGGCAGUGAGUUAAAUAGUUUGAAAGAAAAUUUAUUUUAGAGUUUAGGGGACACUAACCAAAUCAAUCAAUUUAAUACUGUAGUAUCAAUUUAAGGUAGGCAAAACCUUUUUGCAAGUCAGAGGAAAAAAUAUAGUGAUUAUUAUAAACUUCGGCCACACUUGAAUACCAACUGUCAAAAUUGUGGAGUUUAACUUUUAUGGGGGGGCAAAACAUGUUAAUGACCCCGAAACGCAGUGUCAGCAAUAAAAUUACCUUACUAUAUUAUAUUUCAUCUCAGUUAUUGUCGAAGCUUUGAAAACUUAUGUUUUUUUUCAAGAAAUUCUUUAAUAUUUAUUAUUUAUAUUUAUCUUCUCAGAUGUAGUUUUGGCUGAGCAAAGCAAAGGACCAUCUCUAUGUGCUAGUCACAUGAUCUGUUUGAAAAUGAAAUUGUAUGAAAUACUUUGUAGGACGCUUGUUCAUUCCAUUCAUUUUUUUUUUCUUUCUUUCUUUACAACUAAUAGACAAUAUUUUAAUGGCUAGGUCUUUAUUUUAAAGGGGAUGUUCAGAACUUUUGACGUUAGGCUUAAUCUUCGAAUUAGCAGGAGUUUAAUUAGUCGCUGACGUUGAUUUCAACAAAUUUUAUGCAGUUUAUCAGUUAUUUGUUACUUUCAGGGUUCUGGAGUGGUUAAGCGUGCGUCAAUGGUACCUGCCUAGCAUGCCCCAAAAAAAAAAAAAAAAAAAAAAAAAACAAUAUUAACUGUUCUAACAUAGUCAAAUUAAUUCAAAAUACAGAUCGUUGUUCGAAAUACCCAGGCGGCCAAAACUAUGUCACACCAAUCUACCGUAAUUUAUUUCAUUCGGCAGGGUACCAUUUUUUUUUUUUAGAUUCGUAAUGCAACCACAAUAGAGAGGAGUGUUUUGGCCACUCAUGCACAGUCUGCUGGGGAGUCCCUUUCGUUACCACAAAAAAUAAUCAGCGGUGAAAAAAAAACGAUGUGAUAUCACUAUGCCCUGCUUGCCUAGACAGCCUGUUCCCUGCAGAGCUGCUGGAUUACAAAUGUUGCUGUUCAUACUACAAUUAUUGACACACAAUGGUAAGUUUUAAUUUGCCUGGUAUACCAGACUCACCGCUGUUCCAGUGAUUGAGUCUGGCGACCGUCCGGCGGAUCAAAUUCGGAGGGCGGAGCAAGCCACAGCAAACAGACAGCGGAAUGGACCAAUCAGCGACGGGUAGACGUGACGUUGUUAAACCGACAAGUAAUUAGCAUGAGCGGAGAAUGUUUAUUCAACAUGGCUAGCUUGAGCCGCGUUGACUAUUGUCAAUGACUUGUUUCGAUGUGUUUUUGGUAAUUUAAAACCGGUUUUACCGCGGAUUGGAACAUAUUUUCGGCUCUCCUGUUCGCCAUUUGUGUUGUUGUAGACACGACUUUCGGUGCGCAAGAGUGACGUUACUUGUUAAGAAUACGUCACGCAAAUAAACGAAUCUGACUGGACGAUUGAUUUUAUACCUUGCUCGAGAGGCCGUUAAUGGGCUGGGUCCCAGACUAUUUCUCAGUGUUUGAAAAAUACAGGGAGAAUAGUCUGGCUGUGCCAGGCAAAGUUUUAAUAACUUUAUUCUGAAAACAUAGCCAACACUACUGAUUGCAUGGGUCAUCUGUGAUUCUCAUGUGUGCAUAUGCUGUUUUUUUAUUGGUAUGCUAAGCAGGCACCAUUGACUCACUGUAGCUUAGCCACUUCCUGAGCCUUGAAAGCAGGCAUGUGUCGGUAUGAUAUUCUGAUGGUAUGAUACCCUUAAAUCAAUAUAUCAGUUUCAGGGUAUUCCAACUACAGCUCUCAAGUGUGUUACUUUGAGAUAUCUAGAUUUUGAAAAAAGAAAAAAAAAUUAAUUGAGGCGGCACGGUGGCUGAGUGGUUAGCACGUCUGCCUCACAGUUCUGAGAUCAAGGGUUCAAUCCCGGGCUUCGGCCUUCCUGUGUGGAGUUUGCAUGUUCUCCCCGUGCCUGCGUGGGUUUCCUCCGGGAACUCCGGUUUCCUCCCACAUCCCAAAAACAUGCAUGGUAGGCUGAUUGAACACUCUAAAUUGUCCAUAGGUGUGAGUGUGUGCGUGAAUGGUUGUGUGUCUCCUUGUGCCCUGCGAUUGGCUGGCAACCAAUUCAGGGUGUCCCCUGCCUUCUGCCCGAAGUUAGCUGGGAUAGGCUCCAGCACCUCCGCGACCCUCGUGAGGAAUAAGCGGCAUGGAAAAUGAAUGAAUGAAUGAAUGAAAAUUAAUUGAACAGGAAUUUUAUUUUUCAAAACAUAUUAGCAAAUUGGAAUAUAAUUAUAAUGUUAAAAUAUAUAUUUACUAGUUAGGGCUGUCAAACAAUUAAAAUUUUUAAUCGAGUUAAUUAAAGCUUAAAAAUUAAUUAAUGGUAAUUAAUCGCGAUUCAAACCAUCUAUAAAAUAUGCCAUAUUUUUCUGUGAAUUAUUGUUGGAAUGGAAAGAUAAGACACAAGAUGGAUAUAUACAUUCAACAUACGGUACAUAGGGACUGUAUUUGUUUAUUAUAACAAUAAAUCAACAAGAUGGCAUUAACAUUAUUAACAUUCUGUUAAAGCGAUCCAUGGAUAGAAAGACUUGUAGUUCUUAAAAGAUAAAUGUUAGUAGAAGUUAUAGAAAUUUUAUAUUAAAACCCCUCUUAAUGUUUUCGUUUGAAUAAAAUUUGUAAAAAUUUCAAUCAAAAAAUAAACUAGUAGCCCGCCAUUGUUGAUGUCAAUAAUUACUUACACAAUGCUCAUGGAUGCUGAAGCCUAUAAAAUCAGUCGCACCCAAGCGCCAGCAGAGGGCGGCAAAACUCCAUAAAACACAAUUAACAUGUGGCCAUUUCACUGUACUGUCAUUUAAAUCUGUCUGAGCGGGGCAUGUGCGUUAAUUGCGUCAAAUAUUUUAACGUGAUUAAUUUUAAAAAAUAAUUACUGCCCGUUAACGCGAUAAUUUUGACAGCCCUAAUAGUAGUAUAUAUACUGUACACUAAAUAAAAUUGAAAUAGUCAUUUUGAUGAGCCUAAACCCACAGCCACAGCUCAACAUUAUUUCCAUCAGAACAAAAAUAAGUGAAUUAUUUUCCAUAAAAAACAAGUGUAUAUGACUUGUAUCAUGUUUACAUUAUGCACACACACUUUUUCUCAACACAGUUGCCAGAGAGAAAAAAAACACACCAUAUUUUACUACCGCUAGACACACUAAACACGCCGGAGUUAACCCUCAUAGCUGGGGGGAAACGUUCAUGACAGUGUUUACUAACCUUUAAUUUUGUAUAAAUGCCAAGUCAUAUUGGAGGUAUUGCCUCCUCGGUAGCCACAUUCCGCAAACAUGUUUUGCAUGUCUGUCAGCCUUAUUCCUCUAAGACGCGGCCGUCUGUAACUUUUCUGAAGCCGAAGUUUUCCCACACCAGCGAUUUUGUUUUUUUCGAUGGGGGGAAAAAAAGUUCAGGAGUUUCACCUCCUCAAGCCAUCUUGUAGCACAGCUGACUCACUGACACUGAGCAACAACCGGUGGGGGAGAAUUUCUCCAUGCAUUUUUGAGUAAUAGAAAAUAGCAAAUACCUUAGGGGCGGUAUGACAGAAAAUUUUUGCAGUUUUGAAACUUUGACAUUUUCAUACUACGGUAUACCUUGAAAACGGUAAUCAGAACAUGCCUACUUGAAACUAAGAAAUAACUAAUAAACUGCACGGAAUUUGUUGAAAUCAACUUAAGCGACUAAAUAAACCCCUAAUUAAGCCUUAUAUUAAAAAAAAUCCAAACUUCCCAUUUAAAUUCAUUUAUAGGAAAGUCAAUUACAUGCAAUGACAUUUUUAGGCCACCAGGGGCUCAAUGCCAGUUUGUUAUGGGUUUAAAGUGCAAGACAACACCUACUAUAAAUGAUAGUCGUUUUAUAAAAGACAGUUGCUCUAAGUAUUAAAGUAUGUGAAUUGCGAAUUUCUUAGACCUCUGAACAUGGUGAAAGUAAUGUUUAAACAAAACAAUUGGCUUACAGGUGCAGCCAUUUUGUGAUAUCACUUAUACCCCCACACAUAUACAGCAAUAGGUUCGAAAACAGGUGCAUGUGAUAAUGGGUAUAAAUGACCUAAUGAGGAAGGGCAAGACAUUUAGGAUACUCACAUUUGAUCGAUAAAAUAGUACCAGCAUUGAUAAACUAGCUGUCUCCUAUGGGGCGCCGUUUGUAAAGCAGCACAUGCUGAAAAUUACGACAAUAUCUUCUCACAUUUAGCGCCACAUUGUUGAAAACGAGGUAUGAAAUAUCUUGAGUCACUUUUUUUUGCACUUUUACAAAAUUAUUUAGCAACUUAAAUAUUCAUUUUUAAAUAAGAGGUUUUGUACCUGAAUGUUGAAAUCCUGAACUAACUAUUUAAUUUAAAUCCUUAAUUUAUAUCCUAUAUCCUAAAUCUGGAUAAAGUUGGAACUAUAUAUUUAGCUUAAUAUGCAAAUUCACAUGACUGGAGACCGGAAGUUACAAAUAGAAGCUGGAGCACACAAAAUACUCUUUAAAUAGUUUCUCCUAAAUAUGUAUUUUACCUAUAUAUUGUUAUUAUCACAAUGACUCAUGUCUAAGAGCAGACUGCCACCGUUGAGUAGGUUUUAUUCAUUUUAAAGCAACGUAAACAGACAGUCUGAGCUGCCCCACCAGCUUUUAUUUUGUUACUUACGGUCUCCAGUCAUGUGAAUUUGCGUAUUAAGCUAAAUAUUUAUUUCCGAACGUUACCUGAUUUAACAUUUAGGAUA
Messenger RNA from Corythoichthys intestinalis (scribbled pipefish), 7833 nucleotides. Its product is annotated as glutamate receptor 4. The transcript has 15 exons. Bases 335 to 2830 code for a protein of 831 amino acids. Gene Ontology annotation, molecular function: AMPA glutamate receptor activity; transmitter-gated monoatomic ion channel activity involved in regulation of postsynaptic membrane potential. Gene Ontology annotation, cellular component: postsynaptic density membrane; AMPA glutamate receptor complex; dendritic spine. NCBI's taxonomy places the organism in Eukaryota, Metazoa, Chordata, Actinopteri, Syngnathiformes, Syngnathidae. Gene Ontology annotation, biological process: synaptic transmission, glutamatergic; monoatomic ion transport; modulation of chemical synaptic transmission. The record is from RefSeq and is a predicted model, not a curated record.